This is a messenger RNA of Gloeophyllum trabeum ATCC 11539, 294 nucleotides long. Its product is annotated as acylphosphatase. Gene Ontology annotation, molecular function: acylphosphatase activity. The coding region runs from base 1 to 294 and encodes 97 amino acids. The transcript has 3 exons. NCBI's taxonomy places the organism in Eukaryota, Fungi, Basidiomycota, Agaricomycetes, Gloeophyllales, Gloeophyllaceae. The record is from RefSeq and is a predicted model, not a curated record.
AUGCGAUACAUCGAGUACCUCGUCCGCGGCCGCGUCCAAGGCGUAAACUUCCGCGCCUGGACGGCGAAGGAAGCGAAGCAGCUCAACGUCACGGGCUACAUCCAGAACACGCCCGAGGGGCACGUCGCCGGCGCCGCGCUCGGCUCUGACGAAGAUAUCGAGCACUUUAAGAAGUUGCUGGGCAAGGGUCCCAGCAUCGCACAGGUGACGGGUGUGGAGAUCCAGAAGGAGGAGACAGUGGAGAAGCCGGAGGAUAUCAAGUGGGGUUUGAAGGAUUUUACUGUUCGACGGUGA